ACUUCCCACUCUUCUUUAGCACAAAUCAGACUUGAGCAAAAACAACUUUUUCCAUAGGAUCAGUUAUAAAAAGAAUGGCAAGGGCAACGACCAACUUAGUUUAUUGGUUUUAUCAGGGAAAGUAGACUCACCAAAGGCUUGCGAACACUUCUGGUCAAAGCACUGGCUGGCUUAUUCAUCUCUAUAUGGUCAAUCGUGGUAUUUCUCCAGGACCAAAGGCACGGACUGGUUAGUGAAGAAUGCUGUCAGAAGGCUAUCUCAGUGGACUUGCGUACCGGAAUGACAUCCAGUGGAAUUAUCCAUCUUCUAAUGAGCAAGUGGCUGAGGAAAAGGAAGAGGAGAUGGAAGCCACAGCAGCUGACAGUCUUUCCUAUUCCUCCGUGGAUGAAACACAAGUCCAAAAUCUCUAUGUGAGCUGCAAAUCCUCUGGCAAGAUCAUUUCUUCAGUGUAUUCAAGAGAGAGCCAACAUAGUAGAAAUCCGAGAAUCACGGUGCUGCAAACAAACCCCAAUCCUGUGUAUGAAAGCCCAAACUUGGCCGCAGUUGAACUAUACAGAGACACCAGCAAAGAGACCUACUUGGUCCCACCUUCCUGCAAGAGUAUCUGCAAGAAUUACAAUGACUUACAGAUUGCAGGGGGCCAGGUGAUGGCCAUUAAUUCAGUGACAACAGAUUUCCCCUCUGAGGGCAGUUUUCAAUAUGGUCCUUUGCUGAAAUCAUCUGAGAUUCCUUUGUCCAUGGAGGAUUCCAUGUCCACCCAGCCCAGCGACUUGCCACCCACCCCUAUCCAGCGGUAUUCAUCCUACUGGAGAAUAACCAGCAUCAAAGAGAAAAACAGCCUGCAAAUGCAGAAGCCUAUUUCCAAUGCGGUACUGAAUGAAUACCUGGAGCAGAAGCUGGUGGAGUUGUAUAAGCAGUACUUUAUGGACACUGGGUUUCAUGACAGUUCACCUACCCAGAUUCUGGCAUCUGAACUCAUCAUGACAAACGUGGACCAAAUCAGUAUUCAAGUCUCUAUAGAGAAGAACCUGGAGAUCUCGAAAGCCAGGGAUAUCGUCAUUAACCGCCUAUUACAGUAUGGGUCAACCGAAAUCAGCACACCGAGUCUCCAUAUUUCUCAGUAUAGCAACGUGAAUCCAUAGAGAGGGUGCUUCCACUGCUCUUUCUCAACUACUCAAAUCCUAAGCAACAAGUAUUCAUUUAUUCUGAGAAUGUGCAGGAAGGGGUUGGCAAGGGGUAGAGAAGAAAAGGUUGGUUGCAGGUCAGGUAUGGAUUAAGAGGAAAUCUCAUAAUAUUACACGUGAAGGAAUGUGGGGAGAGGAGCUAUAAUGACUUCCAAGUGAGGGCUGUACAGCAACAAAGCAAAAAUAAAAAUGAUCAAAAAAGAUGGUAUGAUUCAUAUAAGGGAAUACA
Messenger RNA from Odocoileus virginianus texanus, 1413 nucleotides. It is a transcript of the gene TASL, whose product is annotated as TLR adaptor interacting with endolysosomal SLC15A4. Gene Ontology annotation, biological process: regulation of toll-like receptor signaling pathway. The record is from RefSeq and is a predicted model, not a curated record. Lineage: Eukaryota; Metazoa; Chordata; Mammalia; Artiodactyla; Cervidae.